AUGAGUGACAAAUCUACUACUAAGUCAAUGAUUGCUUCUCCCUGUGCAAACUGUGAAGGUAGUAAGAAAGUAAGAGAAGCAAAAGCUCUUAUGAAAAGCUAUGUAGCCUCUGAUCAUGUGAGCAAGAUACUAAGAAGCUUACCUGCAAGAUGGAGACCAAAGAAGGAGAAAUCAAAGGACAAGUCAAAGAAGUCAAACUUCAACACAAGGAAAUUCAGAAAGCAGAGCAAGAAGAGUUUAAUGGAAACCUGGGAAGAUUUAGACAGUGAUUCAAACUCUGAAAAGGAAGAGGCUGAAGAAGAUGAUAAAGUGGUUGUUGGGUUAGUGGCUACUGUGACUUCAGAAGCAGAUUCAGAUUCAGAUUCUAAAGAUGAAAAUGAGAGGCUACAAGAAAAAUGUAACGGAAAGUCUUUAAGUAAAGAAGAAAUUUCUCUUGAGGAGUAUAUUAUGUCUAGUAUUGACAGAAGCAAAGUUGCUUCUAUGAUUUAUAGCAUUAAUAGAAACAAUGAUAAAGGGAUUGGAUUUUUAGAAGGGAAACCAAAUGAAAUCAGUCUCAAAGCCUGUUGUGAAUGCACCAAGGAAGUGUUGAAAACCUUCUCUAUACUUGAAGGUGCUAAGAGUGAAACUGUUGUUCAGUCAGAGCCUGAAGCUACUAGCUCUGAGGCUAAGAUUACUUCAAAGCCAAAGAACUCUAAGCCAAAGGCAAUGAUAAAAUCUGAUUCUAAGACCUCAAAGAUUAAGAUUAUGAAGAGAUCAGAACCUGUUCCUCAGAGUCUGUUGAGGCCAGAAGCUGGUAUCUUAAAGUCUAAGUUUUAG
This is a messenger RNA of Medicago truncatula (barrel medic), 816 nucleotides long. RefSeq lists its product as uncharacterized. The record is from RefSeq and is a predicted model, not a curated record. The transcript has 4 exons. The coding region runs from base 1 to 816 and encodes 271 amino acids. Lineage: Eukaryota; Viridiplantae; Streptophyta; Magnoliopsida; Fabales; Fabaceae.